AUGUUCUCCAUAUACAUGAUGUUCUCCAUAUACAUGAUGUUCUCCAUAUGCAUGGUGUUCCCCAUAUACAUGAUGUUCUCCAUUUACACGAUGUUCUCCAUAUACAUGAUGUUCUCCAUAUACACGAUGUUCUCCAUAUACAUGAUGUUCUCCAUAUACAUGGUGUUCUCCAUAUACAUGAUGUUUUCCAUAUACAUGAUGUUCUCCAUAUACAUGGUUUUCUUCAUAUACAUGAUGUUCUCCAUAUACAUGAUGUUCUCCAUAUACAUGAUGUUCUCUAUAUACAUGAUGUUCUCUCUAUAUAUGAUGUUCUCUAUAUACAUGAUAUUCUCCAUAUACAUGAUGUUCUCCAUAUACAUGAUGUUCUCUAUAUACAUGAUGUUCUCCAUAUACAUAAUGUUCUCCAUAUACGCGGUGUUCUCCAUAUACAUGAUGUUCUCCAUAUACAUGAUGUUCUCUAUAUACAUGAUGUUCUCUAUAUACAUGAUAUUCUCCAUAUACAUGAUGUUCUCCAUAUACAUGAUGUUCUCCAUAUACAUAAUGUUCUCCAUAUACAUGAGGUUCUCCAUAUACAUGAUGUUUUCCAUAUACGCGGUGUUCUCCAUUUACAUGAUGUUCUCCAUAUACAUGAUGUUCUCCAUAUACAUGAUGUUCUCCAUAUACAUGAUGUUCUCCAUUUACAUGAUGUUCUCCAUAUACAUGAUGUUCUCUAUAUAUAUGCUGUUCUCUAUAUACAUGAUGUUCUCCAUAUACAUGAUGUUCUCCAUAUACAUGAUGUUCUCUAUAUACAUGAUGUUCUCCAUAUACAUGAUGUUCUCUAUAUACAUGAUGUUCUCCAUGCAACUUUAA
This is a messenger RNA of Candidula unifasciata, 849 nucleotides long. The record is from the annotation of a GenBank genome assembly. NCBI's taxonomy places the organism in Eukaryota, Metazoa, Mollusca, Gastropoda, Stylommatophora, Geomitridae.